Magallana angulata is the source of this 3292-nucleotide messenger RNA. Its product is annotated as acetyl-CoA carboxylase-like. The record is from RefSeq and is a predicted model, not a curated record. The transcript is spliced from 21 exons. Bases 876 to 2930 code for a protein of 684 amino acids. Lineage: Eukaryota; Metazoa; Mollusca; Bivalvia; Ostreida; Ostreidae. Gene Ontology annotation, molecular function: acetyl-CoA carboxylase activity.
ACGCACCGGAAUUAAGUUGAAGUUGAAAGUAGAAGUAGAACCGUCGCAUGGGAAAUCAUUUGAUUGAAAUCGAUAUGCCAUGAUUAUAAUGGUUUUUAAGCUAUAAUUAAUAAUAUGUGUGCGACGAUGUCCUACGGACCCGGUUUAACGAUAUGUGAUGACCGGAGAGAGGCCUGGUCAUGAAGGAAUAAAUGACAAAUUGGAAUGGUAGCCUGGCAGAUGACCUUGAGGAAACCAUAAAGUCCUGAAGGUUAUGACAUCACCGUGACAUCAUUUAGAUUUCCAGUGACAUCACCUACAAGAUCAGGUCAUCUAGACUGGCAGAGGAUCCUUUCUUCAUGGUCAGGUAUUUAUACAUGUCGCUGCUGGGCAGGAAAUGACGGAUUACAGAUUCUUUGACUGGGUCAUCGUCCGAUACCCGGAUCUGGUCACCAAGGUAACAUUCUCAACAUUGGACCAAUGAUCAGUCAGACGUGGUUCUUCCUUGUUGAUGUGAAAUCUACACUACUUUUCCUUUUUCUGGCAUUACAAAAUGAGGCUGAGAGAACUCUCCUGGAGGCCCUGGAGUUGGUCAACUAAAAUGGAUACAAGUCUUAUUCCUUAGACCUAUGGAAUCCAAUGUGAUGUUCCAAGCUUAUGGUACAAAGCAGGGAGCCCUUCACGGUCUGCUGAUCAGCACGCUUUAUCCCACUAAGGACCACCUCAAGCUGAAGCGCUUCCCGACUCAGUCAAGCAAGACUACAUAUGAGUGUUCACUCAGGUUUUGUAGGCAUUACAGAAGUUCUGGAAGGACCACAGAGAGGAGGAUAAGAUUCCUCCAGAUGCCUUCAGCUGUAUAGAACUGGUGCUUGACAAAGACAAAAAAUGAGAUAGGAAUGGUCGCCUGGCAGAUGACCUUGAAAACACCAGAAUAUCCUGAAGGUCAUGACAUCAUUGUGAUAUCCAAUGACAUCACCCACAAGAUUGGGUCAUUCGGACCAGUAGAGGAUCUUCUCUUCAAGAAAGCCUCAGAGAAAGCCAGAAGGGAGGGACUACCUUGUAUCUUUGUGUCUGCUAAUAGCGGGGCUUGGAUCGGGCUGGCUGAGGAAAUUAAACACUUGUUUAAAGUCGCCUGGUAUGACCCCAGCGACAUAGAGAAGGGUUUCAAAUUUCUUUACCUGACCCCAGUAGACUUUAAGAAAGUUAGUGCCAUGAAUUCCGUACACGCUGAAUUAAUUGAAGAUGAAGGAGAGCCACGAUACAAGAUCAUUGACAUAAUUGGUCGGGAGGAAGGUCUUGGGGUGGAAAAUCUGAGAGGGUCCGGAAUGAUCGCUGGUGAAUCGUCUAUAGCUUACAACGAGAUUGUCACCAUCAACCUGGUUACCUGUAGAGCUAUAGGUAUAGGGGCUUACCUGGUCAGACUUGGGCAGAGGACUAUACAAGUAGAAAACUCUCACAUCAUUCUCACAGGGGCUGGUGCCCUUAAUAAGGUGCUAGGGAAGGAGGUAUACACCAGUAACAACCAACUGGGAGGCAUUCAAAUUAUGUACACUAAUGGAGUCACACAUGAUGUCACAGCUGAUGACUUUGACGGAGUCUACAAGAUCAUACAGUGGCUGUCUUACAUGCCUAAGUGUAAAGGUUCCCCAUUACCAAUAUUGGAAACAGGAGAUCCUAUAGACAGAGAGGUGGAAUUUGUCCCCACAAAGGCCCCUUAUGACCCCAGGUGGAUGUUGAACGGCAGGCAGAAUCCAGAUGACAAGAAUUGCUGGCAGAAAGGUUUCUUUGACCACAAAUCUUUCCACGAAAUUCUACAACCUUGGGCACAAACUGUGGUUACAGGCAGAGCAAGGUUGGGAGGGAUUCCUGUGGGUGUGAUCUGUGUAGAGACCAGGACUGUGGAAAUGACCAUACGAGCUGACCCCGCUAACCUUGACUCAGAGACCAAGGUAAUACAACAGGCGGGCCAGGUGUGGUUCCCAGACUCCGCCUACAAGACAGCACAGGCUAUUAAGGACUUCAACAGAGAAGAACUCCCACUGAUGAUCUUUGCUAACUGGAGAGGUUUCUCUGGAGGAUUGAAGGACAUGCAUGACCAGGUGUUGAAGUUUGGUUUCUACAUAGUGGAUGCUCUCACAGAGUAUAAUCAAUCAAUCAUGAUCUACAUUCCUCCCUAUGCUGAGCUGAGGGGUGGGGCCUGGGUAGUUGUAGACCCCACCAUUAACCUUACCCACAUGGAGAUGUACGCUGAUGAACUCAGCAGGGGAGGAGUCUUAGAACCAGAGGGAACAGUGGAAAUAAAGUUCCGGCGGAAAGAUCUGGAGAAGACCAUGCAGCGUCUGGAUAAAACCUGUAUCCAAAUAGUGGAGAAACUGACCAGUCCACAGCUGAAUUCAGACGAGAAAGCUGAACUCCAGAAAAGAUUGGCAGCCCGCCAAGAGAAGUUACUUCCCAUGUACCACCAGGUGGCUAUCCAGUUUGCAGAUCUUCAUGACACCCCAGGCCGAAUGGAGGAGAUGGGUGUUAUUACUGACAUCCUGAAAUGGCAUAGUAGCCGAGAGUUUUUCUACUGGUAUCUGAAGCGAAGACUGCUGGAGAGGCAGCUGAAAAGGAAGAUGAAGCCGGUCACCCACACUGUGGGGGAGGGAGAGCUCAACUCCAUGUUACCCCGCUGGUUUGUGGAGGAUAGGGGCACCGUUAAUGCCUACAUGUGGGAGGAUGAUAAAGCCAUGGUUCAAUGGUUGACGGAACAGAUCCGAGAGGACAGUAUGGACAAUGCCGUGUCAGACAACAUCCGGUGUCUACAGAGAGAGCACGUCCUACAACAAGUCAGAAGCUUGAUACAAGACAAUCCUGAGGUUGCUAUGGACUCCAUCGUCCACAUAACACAACAUAUGACCCCGAGUCAAAGGUCAGAGGUAACAAGAAUCUUAGCCAACAUGGACACGUGAUGCCGAGUCAGACCAUAGUCAUCAAGAACCAUAACUCUGGACUAAUCCAUGAACAAAUUUUGAAUCAUUAUUUCUUGAAUCCAUUAUUAACAUUGUAUAUUCUUGUCUGAGACAGUUUCCAUGGAAAUGAAAUCCAUCAUUGUUGACCAUCUCAUGAGUUCAAAUUGUUGAUGUUGUUUUGUUUUUUCAAAUCAUUUUAGAAAUUAAAUCCAUUGGUGCAUAACAUUGCAUUUGUAGUUCUGUAAAAGACUUGGGACUUUUUCUUUAAGGGCAUUUAUCAGGAUUUUUAUUAAUAAAUGUUUUAAUUUCUACAAGAUGUCAUACAGGGUAUAUAAAUGUGUAUAUAAAUACACUCGUAUUUA